Molecule: messenger RNA, 4176 nt
Organism: Rhincodon typus (whale shark)
Lineage: Eukaryota; Metazoa; Chordata; Chondrichthyes; Orectolobiformes; Rhincodontidae
Gene: srbd1
Product: S1 RNA binding domain 1
Exons: 21
Coding region: 64-3057 (997 amino acids)
Biological process (GO): translation; nucleobase-containing compound metabolic process
Molecular function (GO): structural constituent of ribosome; mRNA binding
Source: RefSeq, a predicted model, not a curated record
AUUUGAAUUGGAAUAUUGCAAUUAACACUCCAUUAUUUAAGAAGGAAAGGGGAGAAAGACCGGAUGUCGGGAAUAACAAAGUUAAGUCAAAAGCGACCAUUUUCAGAAGAUGAUGAUUCAUUUCUUAAUGCAAGUUCUGAAUCUGAUUCUGAAGAGGAGGAGGAGGAAGAAUGGAUUCCAAAAAAUAAAAUUGCAAGGAAGCCAAAGAAAUCUACAGCAAAACCAGUGACAGCAAAAAAGAAAGUUAAGUCUGAAGCAGGAAGUACAUGUACAAGUAAAACGUCAGUAAAAAGAUCUACGAUAAAGACAGCAGUUAAAAAGAGCAGGAAAAAAACACCAGAAAAGACCAAAGUGGAUCCUACUGUAAUGAGUCAUCCAAUAGUUUUGAAUAACAGCGAAGAUAAAUUACCUUUGCAAACUGAGCAAGAUUUAGAAAGCAUGAAACGGAUGCCUCAGCAACCUGCAAUACAAAUAAAAAAAGAAAUUGGACAUUGUGUGGUUAAAGUGGAGCAACCAUCAACAAGCACACAUUUGGGUGACAGGAAAAUCAAGGAAGAACCAGAUAUAUCUUUCACAUGGGAGGAACCAGCUUUGAAAAAGCAGAAGACUGAGAAUUAUCCAGAUGGCAAACCAGUAAAACUACAACGAGGAUGUGUAGAAAUUGGGGAAAUGCAGAUGAACUGGAAUAUAACCCAGGUUUUGUCUGAGAGGACAAAUACAGAUGCAUGGGCCUGUGCAAACGUCAUUCGUCUAUUUAAGGAAGAAAACACUAUUCCAUUUAUUGCCCGAUAUCGAAAAGAGCUUACCAAUAACAUGGAUGCUGAUACUUUGCGAGAAGUACAACAGACACUUGAAGAAUUGACUACAGUAAUAAAGAAAGCGCACACAGCCAUCCAGAAACUAGCAAAAGAUGAAAAACUUACACCAUUUUUAAAUAAAACUUUGUUGAACUGCCAGACUGUGGAAGAAGUGGAACAUGUGUUUGCUCCUUAUAAAAGUGGAAGUAAGAAGACAAAAGCUCAGCAGGCACGUCAGCUUGGCUUAGAACCUGCAGCAAAUCUACUGAUUGACCGUCCGGGAGAACUUAAUCUCAAUAAUUACAUUAAAACAAAUGUAAAAGGUCUUUCAAAUGUGGGAGAAAUAGAGACAGGAAUUCGGCACAUAUUAGCAGAUAUGAUGUCUAAAGACACAGAAACAUUGAACCGUAUCCGGAAAUUGUGUGAACAAAAUGUAGUUUUUAUUCAUUCAACUUUGACAAAAGCAACUGCAAAAGAAAAGGACGGACACAGAAAAGAUACUGAGAAAUUCCGUCUCUACCAUAAUUUCAGCAGCAGCACCGGAAACAUUCAUCAUCAUCAGACUCUGGCCAUUAACCGAGGGGAAAAAUUGAAAAUCCUGACAGUGAAGGUCAGCAUUCCUGACAGAGUGAAAAAUGAGUUCUGUAGAUGGUGCGUCAAUGAAAGAUGGAGACCACGGUACUUCGCAAGGCCUGAAUUGAUGACACUUUUGAAGGAUUCUGUUGAAGAUUCAUAUAAACGUCUCAUAUAUCCACUUCUGUGCAGAGAAUUCAGAUCCCGCUUAAGCACAGAUGCUGAGAAGGAAUCUGUUGCAAUGUUUGGGAGAAACCUUCGACAGCUUCUUUUAAUUAAUCCUGUUCGUGGCCGAGUUCUGAUGGGGAUUGAUCCUGGCUUUAAGCAUGGCUGUAAAAUGUCAAUAAUUUCAGCUACAGGCCAAAUACUUCAUACUGAUGUGAUUUACAUACUUGGUCAAGGAGCACAGCGAGAAGCUGAAAAGAUAAAGCAUUUGCUUCAUAAAUACAGCUGUUCGACCAUCGUUAUUGGUAAUGGAACUGCUUGCAGAGAAACAGAAUCUUUCUUUGCUGACUUGAUAAACAGGAAAUAUUUUGCUCCACUGGAUGUUGUCUACUGUAUUACCAAUGAGGCUGGAGCAUCCAUAUACAGUGUGAGCCCAGAGGCUGCUAAAGAGAUGCCAGACCUGGAUCCCAAUAUUAGAAGUGCAGUCUCUAUAGCAAGGCGUGUUCAGGAUCCACUGGCUGAGUUGGUGAAAAUUGAGCCAAAACACAUUGGAGUUGGAAUGUACCAGCAUGAUGUGUCCCAGACUUUACUUAAAGCCACCUUGGACAGUGUGGUUGAAGAAUGUGUCAGCUUUGUGGGAGUGGAUAUCAACAUAAGUUCGGAAACCCUGAUGAGACAUGUUGCAGGACUCAAUGCUAGUAGAGCAAAAAAUAUAAUUGAAUGGCGGGAGAAGAAUGGACCAUUCAUCAACAGGGAACAGCUGAAGGAAGUCAAAGGGUUGGGUCCAAAAACCUUUCAACAAUGUGCUGGUUUCAUCCGAAUCAAUCCAGAAAACAUAAAGAACUUUUGCAGCAAUCAGCAGAAGUCUAAUAGCGCUGCGGGAGGCCAGCAGGCAGCUGAAGCAGGAAGCAGUUCCAAGACAGGUGGUCGAGGGGGAGCAACUGUGAAAACUAGUAAAAAGAAGGGCAAAAGCCAGUGUACCUCAGUGCAGCCAAAUCCUUUGGAUCAGACAUGUAUCCAUCCUGAAUCGUAUAACACAGCAAUGAGGUUCUUAUCCUUCAUCAGUGGAGACCUGUCUGACAUUGGAAGGCCUGCUAUGCAGUGCAAUGUGAAUGCAGCACUGAAAACCAGUUCAAUGGAUGCCUUAGCUGAAAAGUUUGAGACAACUGUACCAACACUGCAGACGAUUAUUGAUGGACUGGUACAGCCUCACGACUAUGACAUUAGAGCAGGAUUUGAGCAGCAGGAUUUUAAAAGGAACAUUGUCUCUCUCAAUGACCUGAGAACGGGAACUGUUUUGACUGGAAGGGUGGAAAAUGCUACUCUGUUUGGCGUCUUUGUUGACAUCGGUGUUGGUCGAUCCGGUCUGAUCCCUAUUCGUUAUAUUACAGCAGCCAAGCUGCCUGCAACUAAAAGACGUCGAAGUCUAGGUCUUGGUCCUGGUGAAAGGGUGGAAGUUAAAGUGCUGGAGAUUGACCAUGCAAGAAACCGUAUUUCAUUAGAUCUUAUUCGAGUUUUGUAAACUGAUAAAAUUUCUUCAGUCAAAUUCUUAGAUUUUCCAUUUUCCCCACCUUGGAUUGGUGGAAAUUCAGUGGCGUUCCCUCUGAUGAAUGUUAGAUUUCUCAGCCCUAAUGUUGUAUUGUCACUGAUGCUGCAGUGCUCAGCAUCAUCCCAUAAUAUUUGAAGGACCAUUUUUUUUGUUUAUCAUGUAUGUUAAAAGUUUAAAAAUUGAUAUUAAAAACUGUAGUGUUAUCUGCAGCAUUUGGCAAUUCAGUGUGAAUAGCUGUCCAAACUUGUGCACAGACACAACUUUACUGACCAAUUUGUACAUUUGAGAAUAUAAGGCUUCAGCAAUCUUUCACUCAAUUACCCUAACAUUACACACCUAGCUCUGGUCAUGUCUGUAAUCUGUCCAUGUAUAAAUGUUUAUUGCUUAAACGUAAAAAAUGUUUAACUUCAAACUUAACAACAUCAUUACCACCCGUGUCUGCGGAUCUGACCUAAGCAACUAAAUUUAUGAAACAGGCUGCAUUGUCUUUUGAUUAUGCACAAAUCAUCAAUAUAAUACCACUGGAAUUUGAUAUAUUUCACAACCACUGUACACAAGACUUCCAAAUUUUAAAAGCUUCCUACGAUUGUCAGCCUUUAAUUUUAGCUCCAAUAACCACAGUUACCGUUUCAAGUUGUCAUAACUAAAAUACAAAGUGGAUGGUUUUAACAAAUGGUCUUUCCUUCAACACCCUAGCUUCAGUUGAUUAAUUUUUUUCAUAAUUGUUUUUUACAUACCCAGGCUUAGCUGCAAAAAGAAGCGUCCAUUUUAAAUGAGCAGCCCCAUUAGGGCUAAUAUUCAGAAUAGUCUUUCUGAUUUACAGGCUUUACUGAAAUAAUGCCUUUUUUUAGGCAGUUCACGUAUCCGUUUCUACAGCCUAUUGUUGUUCCUUGCCCCUUCCUAUCAUCGAUGACAAAUUCACUUUUUGAAUAUUCAAUUGUGUAAAGAUUCAAGAACAAGAGCCUUAAAAACUGAUUUGUUUGAUGGUCAGGUGUGUCUAUGUGUUGUUUGAAUCGUGUUUUGAAUAUGCUUCUAUCAGACCAAUUUCGAUCAAUGAUUUUGUGCGAAAUUAAACAUCUCUGAUUUUACGAU